AUGCCAGUCACCGAGCUUGCACUUCUCCGACUCCGCCCAGGAAUAGAAUGGCCGUUAGCAGCAUUGAAUGCAAAUCUGCGGAAAGCCAAAAAAGUUAUGGAAUCAGCCAGCGGCUUAAAAUUUCGCUACUUUCGGUGCAUUGAAGAUCCAGCCACGAUAUUCAUCUUUGGAGAAUGGCCAUCUGUGGAAUUCCAUAUGACCACCUUCAUUCCGAGUCAAGAAAACCAGGAGUUACUUGAACUGCUGAAAGACCAGGUCACUGUUGAAUGGAUGUUUCACCUGGACAUCGAUCAGAGUCAUCGUCCCCUUCCGUGGCACACAAGUGUUAUUGCAGUUGGCCGGCAUUUCGUCGCUGAUGGCGAGAAAGAGAGCUUCGAAGCAACAUUCGAAGCGAAUAAACAUAACCUGGAAGCAUUCAUUGGAGGCUCUGACCGGGUAGUCGGAGGCUGGAGAAUAGACAAGGGGGUUGAUCCCUUGCUAGAAGGAGAGCUCAAGAGCGAAUACGUCCUCAUAUCGGGCUGGAGCAGCGUGGAGCAGCACUAUCAAUUUGCAGAAACGGAAGGAUUCCAGAAGUAUGGUCAGAUCAGGAACCAUCUUGCUGGGGUAGAGAUCAAGCACGCUGUACGGGUCGAUUUGGAAAAUGAGGCGCAGGCUGGCGCGGCCUCCAUCGAUGAAUAA
This is a messenger RNA of Exophiala spinifera, 678 nucleotides long. RefSeq lists its product as uncharacterized. The transcript has a single exon. The record is from RefSeq and is a predicted model, not a curated record. The coding region runs from base 1 to 678 and encodes 225 amino acids. Lineage: Eukaryota; Fungi; Ascomycota; Eurotiomycetes; Chaetothyriales; Herpotrichiellaceae.